CAUAAACAGCCGUUGUAUAUAACCAGAAGUCGGUUAUUGAGGCACCACAUUUCACUCGGUCCUAUUUGCAGAAGACAGCAAAAGUAACUUGGCAGCAUGACUGUGACGAAACUUUUCGCCAUCCUCCUCGUGGUAAUACUUCCCAUUGUACAAACUAGCGUGGUGAUGCAGUGCUACACGUGCGCAGGGUACAUCCCCAAGUUACCUGUCAACGACACGACCAACAAUCCCUACUGCGUGUCCGAGUCCUUCAAGGCGUCGGAGGUGCCAAAGCUACAUUCUAAAUCUGGUUAUUGUGUAGCUGAGACUGUAAGGGCGGAAGGUAUUGGGGAACUGACGGUGCGAUAUGGAGAUCAAGGAGUUGGGUUACGGGACGACUACGUGUACACUUCAAGUUACGUGUGCAAAGGUAACCUCUGCAACGACAAACCCACGAGCUCAGCUGGUACGCCACUCCUCCUGCUGCCUCUCUUGAUGAUCCCCGUCGUCCUGUCGCGUCUCCUGGCUUGAUAAGGAAGGAAGGAAGGAUUCCAGCUGGCUUGUGAAGGAAGGAUACCAGCUGGCUUAAAAAAGGAUGAAAGGACUCCAGCUGGCUUGAGAAGGAAGGAAGGAUUCCAGCUGGCUUGAGAAGGAAGUAUACCAGCUAGCUUGAAAAGGAUGGAAGGCUUGGGAAAGGAGAGGCGACGCUAUAUCUCCUGAACCAUAUCCCUUUCUCUGCCUUUUCUCUUCUUUCCCCUCUCCGCUCUGUCUACCCUCUUCCUCUGUCUCCCCAUUUGGUCUCUCUCAUCGCCAUUCUCUUCUCUUCCCUCAACAUUCCAUCCCUUCAUAUCCUUUUCUUCAUAUAAGUAAAUUUGAUGAUUCGAGAUUUCAUUGUUGCGUGCAUUUUCAAAAUCCAAAGUUUGACGAUAUGUGACUUGUAAAGUACACUACUUACAUCAGCUUAAAAAAGAAAAGAAAAAAAAACGUUUCAUGAUAUGUUAUUUAUAAAAUACAUACAUCAGCUAAUUCAGACUGUAGCAUUUUGCAAGACUGUCCAUUGUAUUUUUCGGUAAAGCUGUAUGAUCUCGCUUUCUUCUUCUUCUCCUUUCUUUCUUUUCGUUAUGUCGUUAAAAAUAUGUUUUACGAAAUUGAAAUGUGCAGUGAUAGAAAUGGUGCUUUUGAAUAUUGAUAUUGUAUAUCUUGCUUCUAUGAAAUAUACAUUCACUUUGCAAA
This is a messenger RNA of Penaeus chinensis, 1212 nucleotides long. RefSeq lists its product as uncharacterized. The transcript has 4 exons. The record is from RefSeq and is a predicted model, not a curated record. NCBI's taxonomy places the organism in Eukaryota, Metazoa, Arthropoda, Malacostraca, Decapoda, Penaeidae. Bases 97 to 510 code for a protein of 137 amino acids.